UUCAUAGAAGUGCCGCUCCGCGUCUCCUCCUCAGAUUAAAAUUGGAUUUUGUCAACGCACCGAACAGUCUGUCACCAACUCACCUGAAACCAGCCCAGAUCCUUACAGGGCUCCUCUGGACCCGGUCCCGGUCUGAUUCUGGGAUUCAGCACGACUUGGCUGGACUGGACAUCUGAGCCAACCUCUGGAGAAUUAACCUGGGGGGUAAAGCCACAGGAGGACAGGGCAGACAUGACGGACGCCGCCAGUUGCGAGUUUGAAAUCGACGUGGAGAGCCUGGAGACCGAGAGCGACGACACGGUGGACUGUUCGAGCCGCCCGGGCUCGGCACCGCUCGGUCCGUCCGUCGCUUCGGCCUCAGAGGAGGACGCGGACAGCGGCAAGGCGGAAGACGGGAAGCCGGGCCCCAGCGGCCUGAGCUCCGGCGACCAGAGGAAGCUGAGCCGGACCCCGAAAUGCGCCCGCUGUCGCAACCACGGAGUGGUGUCCUGCCUGAAGGGACACAAGCGCUUCUGCCGCUGGAGGGACUGUCAGUGCGCCAACUGCCUGCUGGUGGUGGAGAGGCAGCGGGUGAUGGCGGCGCAGGUCGCGCUGAGGAGGCAGCAGGCCACCGAGGAUAAGAAAGGGAUAUCUGGGAAACAGAUUCCGGCAGAGAGGAGGACAAUAUAUCAACGACACAUUCGACCAUCCACCAUGCUGGCUAAAAGCAUCUUAGAAGGAUACCGUCCGGUGCAGUCGGACUCAUUUCUUGCAGCCAACCCAUCCCUGCCUCCUCCGCUGAGUGAUCGCAUGAGGAAGAGAAGGGCCUUUGCAGACAAGGAACUGGAAACCAUCAUGCUGGAACGCGAGUACAAAGAGCGAGAGCUGAUGGACAGCCAGUCCGCUUCACUUCUUUUCCCCAACAGCAUGGUCCACCACGCGGCCGAGUACAACUCAUACAAGACGGCCUACUCGCCCACAGCACCUGCCGAGUCGCAGUCCAAAGAACUCUGCAACUUCCUGGCUCCCAAUUGCCUGGACCUGCCCAUGCAGUAUCCUACUGGAUCAGCCAAUGUGGAGCUGAUCUCAUCCAAUGUGAGCGUCGCCACCACCUACCGCCACUACCCUCUGCAGCCAUCACGGGGAGGCUUCAUGAUGUGGCCCCGUGGUGCUGCCAACCUGGGUGAUGCCCUGCUAUACCAGCAGUGUCUGUUCAAUGCUACAGCAGUCCAGAACAUGAAGCCUGGAGCAGUGUGGGAGCCCAAGAUGAUGCCUGCCGAGAGUCAGCCACCGGAACAGGACGCAGCUGCUGCUCUGGUCUCAAAGCUGGAAGGGUCCCGAGCCGCUGCCGCCGCUGUGCUACAGGACUCUUCUUCAGAGCUCAAACAUCCUGGUUCUGUCGUCAGUCAGGGGAGGCAAAGGGAGUGUUCGGCCUUCUCCCCCCCUAAGAAGAGCUUCGGACAGGCAUUCUCACACAACAGCUCCCAAAACUCCAGCCAAGUUCUGAACAAGCUGAGCAAGGACAAGCAGAAACUGGGCUCCUUUCACUCUUUGAUCCAACACUCGCUGAGUGAAAAAGGCAACGGCGACAGUUCUCCGUACUGCAAAGAGCUGUUAGAAGAGGCAGCCCGUAAAUUCAGGGAAGGCUCUGCCAAAGACAUUCAGAGUGUUAAAAUCACAGACAGGUAUGCCAAAGACUUCCUGUCAAAGCCUGCUGUGACAAAGAUGGCCUCUAGCGAGUCCCUGUCCUUCUCGGUGGAAGCUAUUCUGAAAAGACCCACACCUGCCAUGAGCCGAGCAUUCCAUUAACUUCUGUUACUCUGUUGCACGAUGGCAGGGUAGGACCUCUCCAAAUCAACACAUAGGCACUAACUGCACCAGAAAUGAUUUUCCACAGUCUAAUAUUAAUGUACAGUAUAUAUUAUAUUUUACAUGUGCAUGUUUAUUAACUUUAUUGUUGAGAGUAUUUAAACAUUAUCCCAAUGAUUUUCUCAUGUCAAUAAACUUUUUAAGACUGAA
Molecule: messenger RNA, 1998 nt
Organism: Sphaeramia orbicularis (orbiculate cardinalfish)
Lineage: Eukaryota; Metazoa; Chordata; Actinopteri; Kurtiformes; Apogonidae
Product: doublesex- and mab-3-related transcription factor 2-like
Exons: 4
Coding region: 232-1788 (518 amino acids)
Biological process (GO): sex differentiation; regulation of transcription by RNA polymerase II
Cellular component (GO): nucleus
Molecular function (GO): DNA-binding transcription factor activity, RNA polymerase II-specific; RNA polymerase II cis-regulatory region sequence-specific DNA binding
Source: RefSeq, a predicted model, not a curated record